This is a messenger RNA of Daktulosphaira vitifoliae (grape phylloxera), 2157 nucleotides long. RefSeq names its product venom protease-like. The coding region runs from base 766 to 1956 and encodes 396 amino acids. The record is from RefSeq and is a predicted model, not a curated record. Gene Ontology annotation, molecular function: serine-type endopeptidase activity. Gene Ontology annotation, biological process: proteolysis. Lineage: Eukaryota; Metazoa; Arthropoda; Insecta; Hemiptera; Phylloxeridae. The transcript has 7 exons.
ACAGCCAUAUUUUUUUCUCAGGAUCAGAGUUUCUAACACUAAGAAGUUAUGAAAACUUUCCUAUUUUCUCAAACCAGAGGUUUGGAACGUUAUCAUAUUUAGUUACAAUUACCGGCAUAGGAGUGGUGACAUUGUAACCAAAUUUGAUAGAAUGUUGAUGGAUAGGCAGGACAAAAUGAAAAUUGCGAUUAAAAAAAUACCUUAUUGUGUUUAUAAAAUUAAAAUGUGUUAAAUGUAUUUGAUUAUAUGUAUGUUCUUAAAUAAAAAAUGAUAUUUUCCGUUUAAAUUAUUAUCUGUUAUGUAUUAUCAAAUAUCUUAUUUUUACCUUUAAUGAUGUAAAAAUAGCUAUCAGAUUUAUAUUAAAUAAUAAUUUUAAUUUCAAAUUUUUCUGAAUUCAAGGUAAUUUUAAUUAUUUAUUCUUACUUUAUUUUAAAUAUUUAAUAUCAUUUCAUUUAUUUAUUUUUAUUUAAUUAACAACUAUUUCAAUAAGAGAACUUAAUCUGAAAUAUUGUAUGUCUACUACGGACUAGAUUUCGCUUCAUAAUAAACAGGUUAUAACAAUUGCCAUCCCUUCUCUGAGUUCCACAUUCGUUGUAAACUAAAUAAAUACAGUCAGAUGAAAGCGCGGAAGAUAAACACAUUUAAUUAGAAGUAUAAAAGCUAUGGAAAUAUGUCCCAUUUUAUUCAUGAUAAUAUAUAUUGUUAGCUAAUAUUGUGAUAUUAAAAUUAAUUUACUUUAUACUGCUGAUUAAUAAUAUUUUUAAUAUGUUGUGUUUUCUAUUUAUAAUAUGUCUAUUAUUUUUACAUAAAAUUGCGAUUACUCAAUUUGAUAUUGCUGAAUAUUGCAUUAAUGAUAAAAAUGAACUCGGUUAUUGUAUUAAUAUAUUAAGUUGCUCUUUUAUGGAAAAUAUACUACAAAAUGAAAGGGAUAAUGCUUCAGCUAUCGAAUUUUUACGUAAAUCUUCAUGCGGAUAUGAAGAUAAUGCUCCAAAAGUUUGCUGUCCAUUAGGAUCUGAAAUAUCAAAUUUUAACAAUAUUAAUGACAAUAAAAAGAAAGAUGAAGUACCUAAUAAAACUGUUGUCAUUCGACCUGAAAAGUUGUCUACUUACGAAACAUUGUCAUACUCAAAACUACCAACUCCAAAAUCAUGUGGCCGUAAAAAUUCUAUCCCUAGUUUUAGAAUUAUUGGUGGACGACCUGCUGAUUUAGGUAGUUGGCCAUGGAUUGUUGCAAUAGGAUAUAUAAGUAUUUACGCACAAAAUAAUCCUCCACAAUGGUUGUGUGGUGGUACUUUAAUAUCUGAUAGAUAUGUAGUAACAGCAGCUCAUUGUACAAUAGGAUUAGGAUACAAAAAAAUAUCUGUGGUACGCAUAGGAGAAUUAGACUUCAAUCCUGAUACAAAUGAUGGUGCUAGUCCAAUUGACGUUUUUGUCGAAAGAGUUAUGACACAUGAAGAAUUUAACUGGCAAAAUAAAACUAAUGAUAUAGCAAUUCUUAAGUUAAACAACUCCAUUUCGUUUAAUAACUUCAUUCAACCUAUUUGUUUACCAAUUAUGCCCGAUUUAAGAGUCAACCAAUUUGUUAAAUAUAUAGCUAAAGUAGCUGGAUGGGGUUCAACAGCAUACCACGGGUCUUUAAGUACAAUGUUGAUGGAAGCUUUCAUACCUGUAAUCAACAAUUCUGAAUGUUAUCGCUCCUAUGCAGAUAAAAAUGUCGUUCUUGAUGAAAGAAUUUUAUGUACUGGAUACAAAACUGGAGGAAUAGAUACUUGUUAUGGUGAUUCUGGAGGACCGAUGGUUUUAGAAAUUGAAGAGCAAAGUUACUUGAUUGGAGUUUUAUCAUUUGGAUUAAAGUGCGGAGAACCAAAUUUUCCAGUUGUAUAUUCAAGAUUAACAUAUUUUGUUGAUUGGAUUGUUGAAAAAAUUAAUAGUAGUGAGGAUUCCGAUCAUAUAUGAGUUGAGAAACAAUAUUAAAAAAAUUUUAGAACAUAAAUUAUCUUUAAUUUGAAUUGUUAUAGUUUUUAAAACCAUAUAAUAAAUAUUAUCUAUUUUAUUAUAAUCAAUUUAUUAAUUUAUUAAUUUUAUAUUUUUUGUUGUAUUAUUGUAAUGUUUCAACUUAAUAACAUUUAAACAUACUUGUAAAUAAACCUUCAUGAA